CCUUCUAAAGGCACUUGGUCUCUCCUUCAAAAAGUAUCUGUCUCUCCCUCAAAAACCACCUGUCUCUCGCUCAAAAGCCACCUGCCAUUGUCUAUUCUUCAGGGAAUAACAAUUCUAUCUGCACCAUAUUACAUUACACACUACACAGGACCAACAUGCACGUCCUCAAGAAGUUAUUGCGACUGUAUACCCUCCUUAGUCUUCUACUGUGUCUUGGUUUUGCAGCCCCAAUCAUAGAAUCAGACUAUGACCAAAACCUGCUACAGUCCAAGCUUGGCGCUGCCUACAAUGAUAGCGCCCUGGUUAUGGUCUUAAGCAGCUUUGUCGCGCAUCUGUGGGCUUACAAUUGGGACAUGUUCGCCAAUGGCAUUCUUCCGCCUGGCGUCGAGUUCGUUCCAAUGCUCUGGGGGGCCAAGAUGUUCAGCGGCUGGCAUGAGGCUAUCGAGGUCGCUCUCGCCAGCGGAGCCCGAUACAUACUUGGUUUCAAUGAGCCAGACAGUCCUUCGCAGGCCAAUCUGACUCCUCUGGAGGCCAUGGUAUAUUAUAAGGAGUACAUCUCCCCCUACUCCAGCAAGGCCAAACUUGUUUCUCCAGCCGUGACUAACGGUGGUCUGAACUGGAUGCGAUCGUUUAUGAGUCUUUGCCAUGACUGCGAUAUCAGCAUUAUGGCAGUGCAUUGGUAUGGCGACACAGCGGAAGACUUUAAGACAUUCGUGACCGAAGCCAUUGAGACCUCUCAGCAAUACAACAUCCACGAGAUCUGGAUUACCGAGUUUGCAUUGACCAGCGCUAUUAACGGCGGCGACCCAUCUGACUCCAUCAAAUUCCUGCGAGACGUUAUUCCAUGGCUCAAUUCUCAGAAAGCUGUGGGUCGAUUCGCAUACUUCAUGUGUGCCGAAGGCUUUUUGUUGGAAGGGGAAAGCCUCGGUGUUGUCGGGAAAGCCUACACUGCUUCCCAUAGACUUUGAAUCUGUUUGUCCGGUAUAGGAGGAUCUGCGGUCUAAAACACACUCCCAUCUUUAGUCUGGUGUAUCUACUCUUCUGAGCUUAUGACUUAUGACACCCUUUUCUUUCCGCUCACCUUGUUAUUAUUAUUUUGUUUUUCUUUUAUCUUUCUAUGCUGUACUUGUGUUCGUCUAUUUGGCUCACUUAUAUCUGGCCCUACCCUUUUAUCCUUGGGCUUAUUCCUCUGAUUAUGUUCAUCUCACUGCAGGAUAGUUGUAUAAAAAGUUAUGGUAAUUGACAUGCAUUGCACCUUGUUUCAAAAAUAUGAAUGUUUGAGUGAUAUUGAAAUUGUCAUAUGUUUGCUUUACAGAAUGUAUAGGUAUCUCUCUUUUAGUAUUGGGUGUUAAGAAGAUUGAUAACUAAGCAGCCCUCACUCUCUCUUGCAUAGCUUGCAAUAAAUAAGCUUUGGAACUGCGGGGGUGCCAGGAGCAUGAUCGUACAAAGACUGUAUU
Messenger RNA from Aspergillus pseudonomiae, 1457 nucleotides. RefSeq names its product glycoside hydrolase family protein. The transcript has a single exon. The record is from RefSeq and is a predicted model, not a curated record. Gene Ontology annotation, biological process: fungal-type cell wall polysaccharide metabolic process. Gene Ontology annotation, cellular component: fungal-type cell wall. NCBI's taxonomy places the organism in Eukaryota, Fungi, Ascomycota, Eurotiomycetes, Eurotiales, Aspergillaceae. The coding region runs from base 156 to 968 and encodes 270 amino acids.